UGGUUUUCCAAAGCCCAUGACGCACUAAGAAUCAAUGUUUACAUUUCCACUUAAGAUUCCAGCUUCAGCUGUUGCUUCUAUAAACAGAAAGCAUUUGAGAACUUUACAAUCAACUUAAGAGCAUUCAAUAAAUUUGGAUUUUACUGUUUAUUGGAAUGAGAGAAAAAGUGAGAGGUAGCGCAGAUCUAGAGCAGUGUCUACAUAUAAAACCAGUGUUAGUUUUCAUUGAUUAGCAACGUUUCGAUUGAUUUUAGAAUCAGUUUCUUAUUGACUGAGCAGCGUUUAAGACAUACAAAUUAAAUUAUAAAAAUGAAAUUUUAUUUAAGCAUCUGCAUUUGCUUUUUAAGCCUUUCUGCUAUAUACGCACGUCCACAACAAAUUAAUUGGGGAGAUCUAUUUGCACCUACACCGGCAAGACCAAAUCAACCACAAUUUAAUUUUGAUAAUGGCGUUAAUGGAGAUAAUGGCGUGACUACCACAACCGCGGCACCUGCUGCAAGUACACCUUCUCCACAAUAUCUGGCCUGUUUACAGAGAUGUCCUUCAACAAUGGAAUAUAAUCCUGUGUGCGGUAGUGAUGGGCUAAAUUAUCAUAAUACUGGUCGACUGCAAUGUUCCAUUAAUUGUGGCUUAAAUGUUGCUGCUGUUCGUAUGGGCACCUGCAGGCCACUUUAAAUAUUAGGAGGAUAUAAGUGUUUUUUAAAUGAUUAAUUUAAGUUAAUUUUACUGAAAUGAAUAUUAGAUUAAACUAAUA
This is a messenger RNA of Teleopsis dalmanni, 754 nucleotides long. RefSeq lists its product as uncharacterized. Bases 310 to 675 code for a protein of 121 amino acids. The record is from RefSeq and is a predicted model, not a curated record. Gene Ontology annotation, molecular function: protein binding; serine-type endopeptidase inhibitor activity. The transcript has 3 exons. NCBI's taxonomy places the organism in Eukaryota, Metazoa, Arthropoda, Insecta, Diptera, Diopsidae.